GUAUUAAAUUGGGGAGAAAAACUGAAGAGAUGUUGUGAUGUUGAGGGACGUGGCAACCCUGUGAGCAUCAGCUGUGAGGAGAGUCAGCUGUCUGGACCAUCAGCUGGCUGGAGCGGCUUGUCAACAAUAUAUCUUCUUUUUCCCACUGUGAACGACGACAUGGCCAGUCAUAUGAUUGCAGAUGUAGGAUCACUUACUUUCAACCUCGUAAAAUUUUUAAACCCAAGUUUUUGUGCUCCACCUCGACGCUUAAGUUUUUCCACCACAUCUGUUUUUCCAAAUGGAAAUCGAGUCAUGCAAAGAGGAACCUAUUCAGGAGCGGAGCAACAUGUUCGAGGUCCCCCACAAAUGAAAAGCCGUAUUCCUGUUCAUAAUUCGCUACUCUGCGUUACGAUGAAGAAGCAGCCAUUCUAUGAUGAUAAGGAAAGAUUGCUUUUUACCUCCUUACUUGCACCAAUAUUCGCUAUCAACCAGACUUUCAAAUUUUAUAUUAAUGAAAAUGCUGCCAAGGCUGUUGAUGGACAGGAUAACCUGAUUUUGCUGAGAUUCUGUCGCAUGGACUGUAGUACACCACAGGAUGAUCAAUUUCCUCCUGGACUUCAGUUGUUUGUCAAUGACUUGCCAUUUGACACAAAGGGUGGACCUUUUCCCAUGGACAUUACUUCCCUGUGUCACACCCGGAAUAGAGGAAAUAUUAUACAGGUGGUGACCAGUUCAGGAAAUGGGAUAUAUUAUGUGAUUAAUAUAACACGUGUGAAAAAGUUGACGGUUGAUGACCUCGUUCAAAAGUUAAAGGCUAAGAAGCUCUUCGAAAUCCAAGAAACCAAAGCUCUGAUCAAGAGAGGGUUGAAUAACCCAAGCAGUGAUGUGGAGACUACAUCUGUCCAAUGUUCUCUGAUGUGCCCAUUAUCAAUGACCAGGAUAACGCUUCCCUGUCGAGCUACAUCAUGCAAGCAUGUUCAAGUUUUUGAUGGUCUUGUCUAUCUUAGGAUGAAUGAGCAAAGAGCAAAUUGGAUUUGUCCUGUGUGUAAUUCUUCAGCGCACUUCACCAAUCUUGUAAUUGAUAGAUAUUUUCAGAAUAUUUUAAAGGAAGCAAACACUUGUAACAAGAUCAAUUUCCUGCAUGAUGGCAAGUGGACUCCAGUGGUAAACAAUGACCACAAAGAAAAUCCAACUACACAGCAGAGAGUUGCCAAGAAGAGGGUUGUUGAUGAAGUCAUUGUCAUUGAUAGCGAUGACGAAGCCUGUCGUGAAGGAAAUGUCUGGAAAAGCAAUGAAACUGGAAGUGAAACAUCAUUACGUGGAGUUGGAAGAGGAACACACACAGCAUUACCUGCUCCCAAACGUUGUCGUAGGAUCUCUCAAGCAGACUGCUCCAAAAAUUGUGGGCCAUCAUUGAGGAGAGGCAGAAAGAGGAUUACAAGGAAUAGUAGCAAGUCUGUCAAAGGAAGAUAAAACUGUCCUGGGAGGUCAUUUUAAUGUACCUCUACUUCAAAUUUUUAAGUUACUUUUAAAGUUAACAACGUGGUCAAAGUAGGGGAAAGCUGUAUAGGGGGUGAUCGAGGAUUUCCCUAUACUGUACUGUAUUAUAAUUGGAGUUCUUGGUGGCUGUGUUAGAAUAUGGAAGAAAGCUGCAUUGAGGCUCCUCCAUUUGUAUUGAAUUUUAAUGUUUAUAUUUUGUUCAAGUUCUUAGCUACCAGUUUGUAUUAUAAAUGUAACUUUCUUAUUCCUUUUUCUUAUGUACUCUACAGAGUUAUUAUAAAAUUAAUAAGGUUUGAUGUGAGGGGAAUUUUUGCAGGCGGCUAUCAAAUAGUUUUUCAGUAAAUUCUUUGUUUUAAAAUAUUAUUAUUUGAGAUGAAUGAAUAGACCUUAUAUAUACUGCAGCCUUUCCACUUCUAAAUAUUCUAAUACUUAGGAUUGUUUUGGAAAUUAUUGAAUUCUUCAAUUAUUUCAAUUCUUAAGAUGAUUGAAUUCUUUUCAUAGACUUAUUUCCCAUCAUUAAUUGCUAUAGUUAUAUUUAUAUACAUUUUAUUUUUUCAAGUGUAUACUAGUACAGUACUUGAAGCCUGCAUGAAUCAAUGAAGUGUGGCAGGCUUCAUUGAAUAUUAUAUACUUGCUGCACACUAUACAAGCAGCGAUGUGUGGGCCGGCGUGGCAGGCUUCACUAGACACUGUUGGUGUGUCUGCUGGUAAUCCUGUACAGAAAGGUGUGUGCCUCUCAUUAAAACUAAUCAUAGUUUUUUACCAAAGAAUAUUGUAAUACUCAUUCUAUUCAAAUUAACUAUUUUUAAUUACAUAUUAAUAAAACUAUAUUUGUA
Molecule: messenger RNA, 2318 nt
Organism: Procambarus clarkii (red swamp crayfish)
Lineage: Eukaryota; Metazoa; Arthropoda; Malacostraca; Decapoda; Cambaridae
Product: E3 SUMO-protein ligase PIAS3
Biological process (GO): protein sumoylation; regulation of transcription by RNA polymerase II
Cellular component (GO): chromatin
Molecular function (GO): transcription coregulator activity; zinc ion binding; SUMO ligase activity
Source: RefSeq, a predicted model, not a curated record